AUGUUAAGAUUUUGUAAAGUACUCCUUCUUGUUCUCGGUGUGGGAUAUGUGUGGGCGAACAACACAAAUGGCGCUGUUGCUUGUGAGAGUGCACUAUGCACUCAAAUUGGGAUCGAUACAAUGAAGGAAGGCGGCAAUGCUGCGGACGCCAUGGUAGCCACUCAAAUCUGCAUUGGUACUGUAGAUAUGUAUGACUCUGGGAUUGGAGGUGGAGGUUUCGUGCUGGUUCGAUCAAAGGAAGGAGCCUAUGAAUUCAUCGACUUCAGAGAAACAGCUCCGGCAGCAGCGUACGAGAAAAUGUUUACUGAGGAAACUAUAAAACUCUCUCUCCGGGGAGGAUUAGCGGCGGCUGUCCCAGGUGAGCUUCGCGGGUUGAAAAUAAUGCAUGAAAAAUAUGGCCAGAAGCCAUGGAAAGAUCUCUUCAAGCCCUCGAUCAAACUUGCUCGCGAAGGUUUCAAGGUCACGGAAGCCCUCGACUCUGCUAUGAUAGCGUCUACUGAUGGAAGAUACGCAUACCUCGGCUAUGAUUAUGACUUUCUCACCUAUGAUCCGGAGUGGGCCAUUGAUUUCGCUCCGAAUGGGACGAGAGUGGGGCUAGGAGAUGUAAUGACAAGGAAACGCUUUGCUGACACACUCGAAAGCAUUGCGGAAUACGGUCCUGAUGUGUUCUACACCGGAGCAAUUGCGAAUGCAACAAUCAUCGCAUUACAACGAGCAAACGGUACGAUGACACUCUCAGACCUCAAAAAUUAUACAAUCUUGAAUCGCCCAAUCUCCAAUAUCACCUACCGGGGUUUCAAGGUCUUCAGCGGAAGUGCGCCAUCAAGUGGAGCAGUCCUCUGCAGCAUCCUGAAAAUCGUCGAAGGCUAUGAUAUGAGAACGCCUUCCGCACUCAAUCUCUCUACUCAUUAUCUUGAUGAGGCAAUGAAGUUUGGGUAUGGUCAACGCACUUUACUUGGAGACCCAACUUUCCUUCCGAAUCUUACGGCUUACCAGCUGGAAAUGUACUCUGAGAAUACCGCAGAGGAGUGUAGAUCCAAGAUCGAGGACUACGGUGUACUCCAGACCAUGGAUUAUGAACCACCAGGGCAACUAUUUGAUGUACCUGAUCAUGGAACAACCGCCGUGGUUUCCGCGGACAAGAGUGGUCUCACUAUUGCAUUGACAAGUACGGUCAACUUUUACUUCGGAAACACAAUGAUGGUACCCGAGACUGGAGUCAUCCUGAAUAACCAGAUGAACGAUUUCUCUAUUUUCAAUACCUCGAAUGCGUUUGGUGUAAGAGACAGCCCUUCAAACUACAUCGCUCCUCUCAAGCGCCCUCUAUCCUCGAUUGCACCCGUAAUCGUGGAAUUCCCAAACGGCACUGUGUACAUCGUUCAUGCCUGCGCAGGAGGGAGCCGCAUUACCACCGAGAUUAGCCAACAUCUUUGGCACAUUCUUGACCAGAAUCUGACAUCUGCAGAAGCGCUUGCUUCGCCCCGAAUGCAUGAUCAACUUUACCCUCCGCAAGUAGAGUUUGAGUGGGCAGAUCCAGCACAUGGCCUUGUGGGAUACAAUAACCAGACGACUGCCUUUAUGAAGAGCAUUGGAGCAAAUAUUACCUUUGUUGGUUUUAGUUCCGCGGGACAAGCAAUCAGAAGAUUGAGUAAUGGUACCUUUGAGGCAGCUGCAGAGCCAAGACAGUUGGCAAGUGGAGGUUAUGCCUUUUGA
Hyaloscypha bicolor E is the source of this 1713-nucleotide messenger RNA. RefSeq names its product gamma-glutamyltranspeptidase. Lineage: Eukaryota; Fungi; Ascomycota; Leotiomycetes; Helotiales; Hyaloscyphaceae. Gene Ontology annotation, biological process: glutathione catabolic process. Gene Ontology annotation, cellular component: plasma membrane. Gene Ontology annotation, molecular function: glutathione gamma-glutamate hydrolase. The record is from RefSeq and is a predicted model, not a curated record. The transcript is spliced from 4 exons. Bases 1 to 1713 code for a protein of 570 amino acids.